Molecule: messenger RNA, 399 nt
Organism: Melampsora larici-populina 98AG31
Lineage: Eukaryota; Fungi; Basidiomycota; Pucciniomycetes; Pucciniales; Melampsoraceae
Exons: 5
Coding region: 1-399 (132 amino acids)
Source: RefSeq, a predicted model, not a curated record
AUGUUUCACCAGUCUUUUCUUAAAAUUGCUGUCCUGAUAUCUACCAUUUGUUUCAGCACACUCAUCGUCUCUUCCUUGAAAUGCACCGGUGGAUGGACACAAGGAAUAGAAGGUGAAAACAUAAGUUUCGCUACUUGCCAGGUUGGUAAAACUCAGGACACCGAAUACAAUUGCCUAGACAACACCUGUCGCAACGGUGUUGACAGAUACGUUCAAAUGCAUCAUUGUUUAUUGAACAAAUCCGUGAACCGUAAAGAAACCGAUCAGAAAUGUAAAAUGUAUAACUGGGACGCUACAAUCAACCAAUUCUCUUGCACCACUUUCCAAGAUCAAGUGUAUUCUUGCAAUAUGAAAUUCGACGAUCUCACUCCCAUAACUUGUCAGACUUGCUUCGCAUAG